Messenger RNA from Phytophthora sojae, 297 nucleotides. RefSeq lists its product as hypothetical. NCBI's taxonomy places the organism in Eukaryota, Oomycota, Peronosporomycetes, Peronosporales, Peronosporaceae. Bases 1 to 297 code for a protein of 98 amino acids. The transcript has a single exon. The record is from RefSeq and is a predicted model, not a curated record.
AUGGGGCUCUUAGCGUCUUUUGGAAGAAUCGUUGCAUGUUGGGAGGCAGCACAGGUCGAGCUGCAUGGCUUUUACUCGGUGCAGCGCUCUCGGGAUUAUAUUCUGUACAGCAAGCGAACGAGUAUAUUUCGAGCUCUUGUGGUGCAAGCGUUGAUGCCGUGGCCGUGCGUUGUUAUCACAGUUCUUGCUGAUAUCAUCCCGAUGCGCCCACCGACAGAAGGAAACAACGCGACUUAUCCCUUCAUCAUUCGGACGCUGUUUAUCUAUUGGAUCUGCACUAUCGCAAUCAGUCUGUAA